CUUGGGGUGGGGUGUAGUAUAAAAAUGCACCAGAGAUGCAUUGUGGGUCGAUACUCCAGCAACAGGUGCGUUAGAAUGAAGUUCUUAGUGUGUGCUAUUGUGCUAAGUGUCGUGUGUUUAGACGCGCUCGUGGCCGGAGCAGACGAGCCAGUAAGUCCACCAAAUCUGGAAGAUGUAAGCAAAAUUGCUAAUGGAGAGGCAUUCGCCCUAGAAUGCCUCAUUGAGAGUGGACUCAAGUUGGAUUCGCUUGCUUCUCUCUCGGCUAGUGAUCUGGAUGCGAACGGAAACAAGAUAAAGUGCUUGGUGAAAUGUUUCUUUGAGAAAACUGGCUUCAUGGACAAGGAUGGUCAGCUGCAGGAGAAGACCAUCAUCGAGCAGCUGUCCAAGUUUAUGCCACGGGACCGCAUCGAGGCGUUGGUGAAGAACUGUAACUUCCAGGAGGCAGAUGCGUGCGAAACCGCCUACAAAGUGACCGAGUGUUACUUCCAGAACAAAGCGGGACUAUUCUAAAGACGCUCCUAGCUCUGAACAAAAGCCAUGCGAUAAGGUGCGCGUGUUGUUCGUGAUCG
Molecule: messenger RNA, 569 nt
Organism: Anopheles maculipalpis
Lineage: Eukaryota; Metazoa; Arthropoda; Insecta; Diptera; Culicidae
Product: general odorant-binding protein 56d-like
Exons: 3
Coding region: 25-510 (161 amino acids)
Biological process (GO): sensory perception of smell
Molecular function (GO): odorant binding
Source: RefSeq, a predicted model, not a curated record